CUGUGUGUGUUAUUGUAAAAAAAAGUUGAAACUUGGAAGCAAGGUUGGAGUUUGGGAUAAUUUUUGUGUUUAUACCCGAUAAUUAUUGGAUUUUCUCCAAUUUAAAACUAAAACACAAUUCUAAAUAAACAACAGAGCAAUAUUGGUAAUCUCACCGUACAAUGACCAUUGCCCUACACGCAAAACAGAGGAAGCUCGUGCCAACCAUUUACGCCAGCUAGUUCAUUACAAAAGCCACAACGAUGAUAAACAUGAGCGCGCAGCAGAGCCCGGCGAACAUGCAGGCCGGCGUGGACCGGGAGAAGAUCUACACGUGGAUCCUGGAGCUGUGCAACCCGGAGACGCGCGAGAACGCGCUGCUCGAGCUGAGCAAGAAGCGCGAGGUGGUGCCGGACCUGGCGCCCAUGCUGUGGCACAGCUUCGGCACCAUCGCGGCCCUGCUGCAGGAGAUCACCAACAUCUACGUCGCCAUGAUCCCGCCGACCCUCACCGCUCACCAGAGCAACCGAGUGUGCAACGCGCUGGCGCUGAUGCAGUGCGUCGCGUCGCACCCCGAGACCCGCUCCGCCUUCCUGCAGGCGCACGUGCCGCUCUUCCUCUACCCCUUCCUGCACACCGUCUCGAAGACGCGCCCGUUCGAGUACCUCAGACUCACCAGCCUCGGUGUGAUCGGCGCUCUGGUGAAGACUGAUGAACAAGAAGUUAUAACUUUCUUGCUCACUACCGAAAUUAUACCCCUCUGCCUACGCAUUAUGGAAAAUGGAUCUGAGCUGUCCAAAACGGUUGCAACAUUCAUACUGCAGAAGAUUUUGCUAGAUGACAGUGGCUUGUGCUACAUUUGCCAGACGUAUGACAGAUUCUCCCAUGUGGCGAUGAUACUUGGCAAGAUGGUUCUGUCUCUGGCUAAGGAUCCCUCGGCAAGGUUGUUGAAGCAUGUAGUUCGAUGCUACCUUCGUUUGUCGGACAACCCAAGAGCCAGGGAAGCCCUACGUCAGUGCCUGCCCGACCAGCUCCGUGACGCCACAUUCACCGCAUGCCUUCAGGAAGACAACUCUACUAAGCACUGGCUGGCUCAGCUCAUCAAGAACUUGGAGGCAGCGCCGCCCCCCGCCAGUCCGGCUCAACCGAAUAUGUGAGGUUUACCUUAUUUGGACAUCUAGCCAACAUAUCUCAAUACUAUGCCAAUUGGUUUUUUUUCAGCUAGAAGCUUACUUCUGUUUGUACUCCUUGUAACACUAUUAAAAUACUAUUUUAGUUACGAAUUAAAGCUAUGAAGUUAUUACAGUGAACAUACAUUAUAAAAAAUCAAUGGACUGCAACACUAGGAAAUAAAUUUUUGGAUAAAAA
Plutella xylostella (diamondback moth) is the source of this 1347-nucleotide messenger RNA. RefSeq names its product Required for cell differentiation 1 (gene Rcd-1). NCBI's taxonomy places the organism in Eukaryota, Metazoa, Arthropoda, Insecta, Lepidoptera, Plutellidae. The record is from RefSeq and is a predicted model, not a curated record. Gene Ontology annotation, biological process: mRNA catabolic process. Gene Ontology annotation, cellular component: CCR4-NOT complex.